ACGAGGCAACAUUUUCUGAUGUCUAGAUGGAGUUAUGCAAGGAUGUAAGUGCUGUCAUCUUCAUUUGCCUUUGUUCUUUAGAUAUCUUUUCACCACAAUCGGGAGUGUAAUUAUAAACUAAAAUAUUAGCGCCAUAAUAGAUAUUUGACAAUGAGGAGGUGGAUUAACAUGUCUCCGCAAGUUGUUUCACCUUUCAGCUGCGCCCUUUUAAGUCUCCGUCUAACCUUGAACACAAAUGCAAAAGAUCCUCCCCAUCUGAGUUAUCAGUAGGCUGCAUUAUCGCUCAUCUUCCCUCAUCAUCUUCCGCACCUUCUCCCUCCCUCCUUGUCUGUCCAUCUCCUCCCUCUGCGCCUUUUUACGCACGAAACAAGUCAGAGCGCACACACGGCUGCCGGAGAAAACAGGAGAGACAAUAGGCAGUACUUUUGGUCAUCAUGGUAUUUGGAUUUUUACCGUAGGCAACAUGCUCGCCGCACUGUGAAGUACAGGUGGACAAUCUGUAAUCGCGUCUGUUCAUUUACUAGCCGAAAGUUUUCCCCAGGUUUUUAAUGUUGCCAACCGAGAUUUCAGGAGGAGUGUGUUUCACCUCAAGCGAUCACACUGAGGGAAGGAGAGAAGGGAUGAAAACAGAGGAGAGCCAGCAGUCCUGUCUGCAGCAGCCUCCAUCCUCCACGCCGUUUGGUCCCGAGUACAGAGGAGGGGGAGAGGUGUGCGCGGGCUGCGAGUCUCCCAUCGCCGACCGCUUCCUGCUGCGCGUGAACGAGCGCUCCUGGCACGAGACCUGCGUCAAGUGCGCCGUGUGUUUGAGCGCGCUCACCGGGACCUGUUACUGCAGGGACCGCCUGCUGUACUGCAAACACGACUAUGAAAAGUUGUUUGUAAGGAAGUGCAGUGCCUGCCUGCAGGUCAUUGGACGCUCUGAGCUGAUAAUGCGCGUGCUAGGCCAGGUGUACCACCUGGGCUGCUUCAGCUGCUGUGAGUGCGAACGCCGGCUGCAGAGAGGUGAUGAGUUUGUGCUGAAAGAAGGCCAGCUGCUCUGCCGUAUGGACUAUGAAAAGGAAAGGGAAAUGCUGGCUGCCAUUAGUCCCACACCAACUGAAUCAGUGAAAAGUGAGGAUGAGGACGGCGGAGGCGGCUCUGGCAGUGGGAAAGGUGGCGAUGAAAGCAAGGAGCACAAGCGUUCAAAACGACCACGCACCAUCUUGACCACACAGCAACGGCGAGCAUUCAAGGCCUCCUUUGAAGUGUCAGCUAAGCCCUGCCGCAAGGUGAGAGAGACACUUGCUGCUGAGACUGGCCUGACAGUGCGUGUCGUGCAGGUGUGGUUUCAAAACCAGCGAGCCAAGAUGAAAAAGAUAGCUCGCCGACAGCAGCAGCAGCAGCAGCAACAGCAGGAGCAAGAGCAACUGGGGGGGACCAGGAGAGGACCGAGCAGAGGGGGCCGCCAAAGCAAUGAUGACAGUGAGGAUGGAUCUAGUACCCAUGGCAUGGAUGGGAUGCUGGGAUAUCCGUCUCUGCCACGUCAGCAGCUACUCGCUCUGGACCCCAACAUCUAUGGUGGAGAGCCCUUUCGACAUGGGCUCACACCGCCUCAGCUGAACAGCGAGCAGCUCCACUCCUAUGACUCAGAGACAGUGUUUCAUGACCUGGACAGUGAUGGAAGCCUCAGUCACCUUGGCGACUGUCUCUUAGCAACAGGGGAGGGUGGUCUCUUGGCAGGACGAGUGGGAAACCCCAUUGACCGUCUCUAUUCCAUGCAGAACUCCUACUUCACCUCCUGA
Messenger RNA from Stegastes partitus (bicolor damselfish), 1781 nucleotides. It is a transcript of the gene lmx1al, whose product is annotated as LIM homeobox transcription factor 1, alpha-like. Gene Ontology annotation, biological process: neuron differentiation; regulation of transcription by RNA polymerase II. Bases 549 to 1781 code for a protein of 410 amino acids. Lineage: Eukaryota; Metazoa; Chordata; Actinopteri; Pomacentridae. Gene Ontology annotation, cellular component: nucleus. The transcript has 9 exons. The record is from RefSeq and is a predicted model, not a curated record. Gene Ontology annotation, molecular function: DNA-binding transcription factor activity, RNA polymerase II-specific; RNA polymerase II transcription regulatory region sequence-specific DNA binding.